AGCGGCUGUACACAGACAGUCAGCUGUACGUCCACGUAACUCUGCUAAUGCUAACGCUAACACUAACGCUAACGCUACGUUCCUCACUUCGACUGCCCUGUUGUAACCUUGUGCUACUUUUAUACACCGUCUAAAGCAGAGCGCAAUCACAGGACGCCGUGUUUCGGUUGUAACUUUUGUUACUCCAGACUUCCGGAAGCGCGCAACAAUGUUGCCUCGCACUUUUGGUCGAUAAUGAAGAGGCUGAAAGCUGCACUGUUCUGUCUGAGCGUCGUGCUGCUGUGUUACUGGAAUCCUGUUCAUCAUGGCCUCUGCUCCGAGCCGAAUCAGCUCGGCUCACAGAAUCAGCCGCAGGCCCCAUCGGACGUCCCCGAUCAGCAGGACGAGUCUGAGGAGAACAGAGGAAACGACAAGGAUCUGCUUCAGGAUCCUCCUGCAGUUCACACAGUAGAACAUCAGACACCGACAGAUACACCAAAUGAGCCACAGACUCAGGAAACCACACUGCAAGACAAUAUCCAUAAGGAGUUUCAAGUGAACGAGGCCCCAGCAGAGACUGAGAUACCUGAGGCUGAUCCAGAGUCUUCCGUUCCCCCUGAGGAUGAUGCUGGUUCUCAGAACACACCCGUCUCCACCCUUCCUGCUGCUUCUAUAACUGAAAGUCAGACUGCUCAUGUCUCUGAGGAUCUGUCAUUCACUGCUACUGUCUCACCUGUACCAAGUGUAUGCAGUGACGGUGAUGACUCCUGCUCUUCCUCUCCUGUCAGUCCUGUCUCCCCCACCGCUGCCUGUGAUGCAGGAGAAAACCCUUCAUAUGAUGCAGACAUCAACAGUCUUCCCCUGGUCUUGGAUAACGGCAGCAGUCCUGAAACAGGAAAGAGUACGAAGGCAGGUUUAGGCCGAGCGAGUCAGGGAACCAAUGCCUCCAGCAUGCUGAAAGAACAGAAUGUUCCAGUAUCGACAGAAACAGAUCCAGCUCUUCCCAGCAAAGAUCCAGAAGACAUUCCUACAUUUGACGAGUGGAAAAAGAUAAUGAUGGAGGUAGAGAAUGAAAAAAGUCAGACCACACACACGUCCUGUAACGGGGGCUCUAAUGCUGUGAAGAAAGUGCAGAAAACCACCAACUAUGCCUCCGUGGAAUGUGGCGCUAAGAUCCUGGCUUCUAAUCCUGAAGCAAAGAGCACGUCUGCCAUCCUGAUGGAGAAUGUUGAUGUUUACAUGUUGAACCCCUGCAGCAAUAAGAUCUGGUUUGUCAUUGAGUUGUGUCAGCCCAUUCAGGUGAAGCAGCUGGACAUUGCCAAUUUUGAGCUCUUCUCCUCGACCCCCAAAGACUUUCUAGUCUCAAUCAGUGACAGAUAUCCAACCAACAAAUGGUCCAAGCUUGGGACCUUUCAUGCCAGGGAGGAGCGCACGGUCCAGAGUUUUCCACUGGAUGAGCAUUUAUAUGCUAAAUAUGUCAAGAUGUUCACCAAGUACGUUAAGGUGGAGCUGUUGUCGCACUUUGGGUCUGAGCAUUUCUGUCCUCUCAGCCUGCUGAGGGUUUUCGGCACAAGCAUGAUGGAGGAGUACGAAUUGAAUUCUGAGCCUUCUGAGAGACUCAACUUGGAUGAGGACGAUGAUUAUCCUCCAGGAUAUGUUCCAUCAGAUGACAAAUCUUCAAAGAAUCUGAUUGGGUCUGCCAAGGAUGCUAUUCUUAACAUGGUGAACAACAUUGCUGCUAAUGUGUUGGGUGGAAAUCCAGAAGAUGGAGCUCAGAGUGAAGGCAACUAUACCUCCUUACCUUUAAAUUUGACCGAGACACCAGGAACUCCAGAUCAGACAGUCUCCCUGACCUCAUCCAAGAUUAUAAUGGACAGUUUGGAAACGGACCAGCAUGAGGUCACUGCGACCCCCUCGGUGACAGAAGGUAUAGACACCGGUCCGAUCGUCCCCACCACAUCUCUCUCAGAGACUGCAACGCUUUCAGCUACAGAGCCUGUCGGGACAACACCAGUCAAAGAAGAACAGAUUGUUACUUUGCUAGCUGAGGAUUUGGAGGAGUCAGACAAGUCUGCCAACACUAUACCAGAACAGGCAGAGAUUGAGAGAGAGAAAUCUCCACAGAAUCAGCAGUAUUCAGGAGUAAAGGAGGUUGUGAAUUUCAGGGAGCACACUCCUGACUCCUGUUCUUGGGUUGUUUCGCUUAAAGAAUACCUCCUGCAGAGAUGCAGUGCCCUUCCAGUUCAUCAGGGGAAAAAAUGUAAAAAGAAAUCUAAAGAAUCACAUUCUCAACCCAACACUUCCCACAAAAUGGAAACCUCAGUCCCAGUAAUAAUCUCAUCAUCCCUGAUGCAAGAGCUCCACACCGCGACUGUGGAGACGACAACUCCAGUGGAAGGUUCUGUUGUGGUUGUUCCAGCUUUUUCUGAGAGUGUACCUGAGAACAGACCUGAGGCUGGAUCUGUGGAUCUUGCACCAAGUCUUAUUUCAGCUUUGGUGACGCUUGCAUACCCUGACACAUUUGCCUCUAGAGCCACUCAUGUUGUGGAUUUUUUGGACCCUUUGGAUGUCGAGAGUUCUUAUUUGACACCGAACGGGAAGAGGAGAGAUAAAGCAGAGAAAGGAAAAAACACUCCCAUUCUCACCUGCAACCUGGAACUGACCUCCACAGAUUUAACUACUGUUAGUGAUGAGGUGGCUCAUGUCCAGAUGUCUGUAUCUACAGUAGAGAAAUCUACCACUGAAGAGAACAAUUUGACUCCAAGUAUGAUGACCAGCACUAUAGAGCAUGCAACAUUAACCCCUCUAUCAACCUCCACUGAUCAGUCCUUUGUCCACCCAACCAUAAGCAAGAGUCCAACUCCUGCCAUAACACUAGCAGCUGUCUCUGUAACAGAACCCUUAGAGGAGGUUUCAGUUCUAGCAGAACGUAAACGUGAAGAGCUGGUAGAAGAAGUUUCCCUCGGAGACCAGAGUGGUAACAUUCAAACAGGACAAUAUAGUAAUGGCCAGCCAUCUUCCAAUGACUUCUAUGCUGAAAUCCCAAGUUCCACCGAGGCACCAAUGCAUGGCUCCAACCAGAAGGAGUCAGUCUUCAUGAGGUUGAACAACCGGAUCAAAGCCCUGGAGGUGAACAUGUCGCUCAGCGGCCGUUACCUGGAGCAACUGAGUCAGCGAUAUCGAAAGCAGAUGGAGGAGAUGCAGAAGGCUUUCAACAAAACCAUCAUUAAACUCCAGAACACUUCAAGAAUGGCUGAAGACCAGGAUCAGAAACAGACCGAGUCUAUACAGGUGCUGCAGAGGCAGCUGCAGAACGUGACUCAGCUUGUUCUCAAACUGUCACUGCAAGUGAGCCAGCUACAGAGAGAGGUCUCUGACAGACACAGCUACCUGCUGCUCUCUGUGAUCCUGGGCUUGCUCAUCUGCACCGUCAUCUGCGUUAAUUACUGCCGCAUGUCUGCUGGGAAUCUCUCGACAGAACCAGACCCAUCCGUACCAAACUCGCACAGCUCCUGCUGCCCUGACAGAGAUUCCCCUGGUUAUGAGUAUGUAAACCCAAAAAGAAGAGCAUCAUAUCCAUUUUCACAGUCAUCCCUGCACAUCACUACUACUGAAGGUCCAAGUGAAGCAUAUAACGUAGAAACUCGUAGGAAUUCAACCGGGACUAAAAAGAAAAAGCGUUGCAAAAUGAAAUCCGGCAGAAAGCCCGAGACGAUAACUCCAACAUUAUCAGUCCCCAAUGGAGGACUGCAGUGUAACCAGCACUGUCCUCACAGUCAGGACUUAAAGCUGGCUUCUUAUAUACCUGGCCCUCCUCCCUUUUCCUUUAGAGACUCUCCAUCAGAGGGCAGCUCUGAAGACUCCUCCCAGUCAGACGAGCCUUCGUUCUGCGGUAUCACCUCCUGCAGCCACCUCUGUGAUCCUCUGCCUGCUCCAAAGAGCCGCUCAAAAAAGAGGAACCGCUUAAAAAAGAAGAGCACGGUACUAGAGCAGCUUCUUCAGCCUGUGGAGUGUAACGGCCCUCCUGUCGCGUCUAAAUUCACCCUUCAUGGCUUAAUCACAGGCUCCACAGAGCUGAACAUGAACAGGCCAGGAGUCCCACUGCUUCCGAGAAAGAACAGUUUUGACUGACAAUGUUAAUGAUGCUGAUAUCUAUAGCCCCUGCUGAUUGGUAGCUACUACGUAAGCUACACUGGUGGCUUUAACUCCUGUGGUAAUAGGAUUUUUUUGUGGGUACAGGAAACAUGCUCACAGGGUUGUGGACACUGGGACAAUCAUCGACCAUCAUCUGCUUAACAGAGAGGAAUCAGCUGGAGUCAAAAUCACGACUACAACCUGAUAUAAUAUGUCCUAAUACGCUGCUGUUUUUAUAGGGAAAAAUCAUUUGCACAGUUUUUAAAUUGGUAAGGCUUGCUUAUGCUUUACAUAGUUUUAUAGAAUUUAAGUUUAAAAUUAAUUGUGACUCAAAAUCAGGUUUUUUUAUUAAUUGCAGAAUGCUGUUUUUAUAUUAAAAUAAAUCAGAAACUUU
This is a messenger RNA of Tachysurus fulvidraco (yellow catfish), 4507 nucleotides long. RefSeq names its product SUN domain-containing ossification factor-like. Gene Ontology annotation, cellular component: cytoplasm; membrane. The transcript is spliced from 24 exons. Gene Ontology annotation, biological process: protein folding in endoplasmic reticulum; regulation of bone remodeling. NCBI's taxonomy places the organism in Eukaryota, Metazoa, Chordata, Actinopteri, Siluriformes, Bagridae. Bases 235 to 4110 code for a protein of 1291 amino acids. The record is from RefSeq and is a predicted model, not a curated record.